Polychytrium aggregatum is the source of this 1098-nucleotide messenger RNA. Its product is annotated as putative methyltransferase-domain-containing protein. The record is from RefSeq and is a predicted model, not a curated record. The transcript has a single exon. Lineage: Eukaryota; Fungi; Chytridiomycota; Chytridiomycetes; Polychytriales. The coding region runs from base 66 to 989 and encodes 307 amino acids.
CGACGAUCCAAGUACAGUCGACGAUCCAAGUGCCUGCGACGAUCCAAGUGCCGCACAGCCAACGAAUGCGACGCUGUUGCUGCGAGUUCUGUCCUCUGCCCCCAUCUCGCCAAUCGGGCGCUUGCAUCCAGCACCACCCAAGGCUCCCAACACCACCCAAGACAUCGCAGGAUCAAGCUCAACUAAUGGCCACCGGGCACGUACCCUCCAGCAGCGACAUCCGCACCGACGACGACAUCCGCACCAACGACGAUAUCCGCACCGACGACGAUACCGCCUAUCUCUAUGCCUUUGCCGACGACUCCAUCCCUCCCCUCAAAGUGCAUCAAGAUCCGAGCGGAUCAAAGUGGUCCGCCGGCAUCGGCGCAACCGUCUGGGACUCGGCUCUGGUCGCCGUGAACUAUUUCGAGCGACUAGCAUCCGAAGGUCGCCUGCCGCCCUGCCAUCGCAUCGUCGAGAUCGGCGCCGGCACUGGUCUGCUGGGUUUAGCCCUGGCCACCGUCAUCGCACACUCGCCGGCAUCGGCUCCUCUGGACGACUCGACUCGAUCGCAUCCUCCAUCGCAACGGCAGCUUGUGCUGACCGACAAAGCGGGCACAAUCCCGCUCCUGAACCACAACCUCACCCUUGCUCUGGCUCGAGACUCUGCUCUUGCCAAGGUCUUCCGCAUCUCGACCGAGGUUCUGGAAUGGAGCGAUCCCUCGGUCUCAGACGGGCCCGUCGCCCGGCUCGCCCCGGAUCUCGUUCUGAUCGCCGACUGCGUGCACUGGCCCGAGCUCUUUACCCCGCUGAUCGCCACCCUCGAAGCCAUUUCCAGCCACGAAACCCUCAUCGUCCUGGCCUACGAGCGCCGCAACUUUGAUGUCGAGGUCGAGUUCUUUGCCCAGCUGGGCAAAAAGUUCUCGUUCGCCCAUGUCCCAGAAGACAGCCAGGGCUACGACUACCGCUCCGAGGACAUCUAUCUCUUCACCUGUCGCAAGCGGAUCUGAGUGGCAUAUUCUACAUGCGGCCCAAGUGGCCCACCAUCACCAGAUUGCGCAGCGAACGACUUGUCUGACCCGACGGUCGACGUCGAGAAACCACAGAGCCAUCCAGAUG